Molecule: messenger RNA, 3043 nt
Organism: Nematostella vectensis (starlet sea anemone)
Lineage: Eukaryota; Metazoa; Cnidaria; Anthozoa; Actiniaria; Edwardsiidae
Product: neuronal acetylcholine receptor subunit alpha-7
Exons: 14
Coding region: 197-2200 (667 amino acids)
Biological process (GO): nervous system process; regulation of membrane potential; signal transduction
Cellular component (GO): postsynaptic membrane; synapse; neuron projection
Molecular function (GO): transmembrane signaling receptor activity; acetylcholine-gated monoatomic cation-selective channel activity
Source: RefSeq, a predicted model, not a curated record
UCUGUCGACCAAUGCUACACCCUCUUUAACAGGUACUCGGCUCACACUCUCACAGGAAUGAAUUUUUCAUCCAAAGCGCCAGCUAACCAGAUUAAAACCUAGAUUUUCUUGACUCCUGAAACGACUUCUCAUUUCUUCUACUGGGAAAGGACAUUUAACAAACCUUUGAUGAGUGCACGAAUCUAACAGGUGCAGAAUGGUCCUAAGAGCUUGCAAGUUUGCUGUGUUUUGUGUAUUUUUCGCUAUCGCAGCCGCCCAGCAAGAAUACAAGACACAAUGCGUGCCGUCCACACCCCAGCAGAACGUGACCUUGGCUAGGGGCGUGGUUGCGGGCUCCUACACACGUCUGGGCCCGGUGGAUACUGUGGACCAGUGUAUUGACCUGGUGUGCUUAAGGGGGCGGGGCGACAGGGCCUAUAUCUUGGGAGACGUGUGUUACGUGGUAGUGUGUUUCAGUGUCGAGUCGUGUGAGGUCGCGGAGCUCCCCUUCAAUGAUGGCCUGAGGUCCGUUGUCGUCUACAUGGCCUGGAAAAAAAUCCCUCUCUCACCAACGCAAUCCCCUACAAAAAGUACGGGCACCACAUCACAAGGCAACGAGUGUUCGAACACGCAAUACGGAGGCGGUAACCCUAAUAAAGAAGAAAAACCUGAGGUCGGACCAGACGGUAAGGUAGCGAUGUCGGCCGAACACCGCCUACUUCAAGAUGUCCUGUACCAUAAUGAUUACGACAAAGAGGUGCGCCCAGUCAUGAACAACCACGAGCAACUGAAGGUGUACUUCGCUCUCAAGCUUGUCCAGAUUGUCGACGUGGACGGCAAGUCUGAAGCUGUGCGAGUGAACGUUUGGACGACACAGAACUGGAAAGACCCGUUCUUGACUUGGGACCCAAGUGACUAUGGGGGAAUAGAAGAAAUCAACGUCACACCUACCAUGGUCUGGCUGCCAAUCAUUAUUCUAUACAACAAUGCGGCUAAUGGAUUUGCUGGCGGUCCAGAAAAGUACAAGACGAAAGUGGUGAUCAACAGUAACGGAACUGUCAAUUGGUUUGCAGCAACUCAGUUCCUCUUCUCGUGUAAAAUCAACAUACGCUGGUUCCCGUUUGACGAACAGUACUGCUACAUGACAUUCGGUUCUUGGACCUUCAGCACAAAGCACAUGGAUAUGCUAACGGCUCAAGUAGAAGCGGACAUGUCUUCGUAUAUCAAGAAUGGCGAGUGGGAGGUGAUAAAGACACCUGUCACCGUACGCAAGGUACUCUACCCCUGCUGUGAGGACACCUUCUCUGAUAUUACCUACACUUUUCACCUCAGGCGCAAGGUGCGGUACUACGUGUUCAACUUGAUCAUCCCAUCUACCAUGAUCGUGGUUUUUUCUCUAAUCGGCUUCUGCUUGCCGCCCGACUCCGGAGAGCGCAUCACGCUUAACAUCACAGUACUACUGUCCAUCACUGUCUUCCUGAACAUCGCCUCUAACACCCUGCCGUCCACCUCGGAUAGCAUACCCCUUCUGGGCUACUUCUAUGCCAUGAUUAUGCUUGACGUAUUCUUUGCUAUCGUCGCCUCUACUAUUGUUUUAAGGUAUAACUACUGUGGCCAGACGAAAAUGCCGGAGCGGAUGCGUAUUAUCAUCAAUGAAUGGAUCGCGUCCAUGUUGUUCUUCGUCAUCACGAAGAAACCCGAGGACAAGGGAGUGAGGUCGUGCAUGACAAACGGCGAGAACCUGUGCGGCAUAACAGGAAGGGAGACCUCAAGAUCCCAGUCGUAUAUAGUGGCACGUGAUGACCACGCCCUAGAGGAGAGGAGGAUAUCCGUAGGGUGGGGCAGCCCUACCAAAAGGAAUCAUGGCAUCACCGAAAAGCAACCAAACACUCAUCCAUCAAAAUACCGCAGCGAGCCUGUGCUGAACACUGCUGGCGUUGUCAUGGAAACCAAGCUCCACCGACGAAAGAUUUCCUCUUCACCGUUUCCUACAAGGAAACCCAACAUAAAUACGGUGAUCCAGGGGAGGAUAGUGGAGGGUUUGGAUAUUCUGACGAAGCGCGUCAAUGAGGAGAACGAGAAAGACGACAUCGUCCAGGAGUGGCAAUACGCCGCCACCGUACUAGACAGGUUAUUCUUCAUGAUCUUUGUUAUCAUCAUGAUGAUACCGCUGGCCGUGUUUUUCUUCUCAUCGCCCGAGGAACAGCCCCCCGUGACAUGAUCCACGACAAGAAACUGUUGCGUUACUAUGUCCUUCAUAUGCCACGACAAGGAACUGUUGCGUUACUAUAUCCUUCAUAUGCCACGACAAGGAACUGUUGCGUUACUAUGUCCUUCAUAUGCCACGACAGGGAACUGUUGCGUUACUAUGUCCUUCAUAUGCCACGACAAGGAACUGUUGCGUUACUAUAUCCUUCAUAUGCCACGACAAGAAACUGUUUCGUUACUAUGUCCCCCAUAAGUCACGACAAGGAAUUGUUGCGUUACUAUGUCCCCCGUAUUCACUGCGUGGCACAACCUGGAGCUGUUGGAUCUCAUUAUUUUAACGAGGAGGACGUUUGCUAAAGUACUUAUACAACAAUUAGGCUUCCGUGUUUUUUUGUGUGUGGUAAUUAUAGUCACAUUUCAGUGCAGUAGCAGGCCUUGAAAUAUUGGGGGGGGGGGGGGGAGGUACCAUACAGAAACAUUAAGAAAAUUUUAGAGGUCCCACCCAAGCCUUUACUGGUCAUUUCCUUAUAACGUUUGAAAAUAUUGGGGGGGGGGGGGGGUGCCCCCGUUCACCCACCCCCUGCUAUGGCCCUACAACAAGUAGUAACGAGGAAAAGACGACACAAGCAAGGACAAAGGCAGUAAAACUUCGAGGCUAUAAAUAAGAGGAUAAUUAGGAAGUACGAAAAGCAGCCGUCCCUUGGAAUGAUCUUCGUGGGGGUUAUUGAUCUAGCCGUCCCUUGCUAUUUGCUUUUUUUAACCAAAGAAUUAUGCCUCAGUUUAAUGAUUGUAAAUUUAAGUUUUUUUUACUUAGAUUGAAAUUCUCAUAUGAAAUAAAAUUACUUUUGAUUCAGAA